Orcinus orca (killer whale) is the source of this 627-nucleotide messenger RNA. RefSeq names its product CCDC163 homolog (gene CCDC163). The coding region runs from base 1 to 447 and encodes 148 amino acids. The transcript has 3 exons. The record is from RefSeq and is a predicted model, not a curated record. Lineage: Eukaryota; Metazoa; Chordata; Mammalia; Artiodactyla; Delphinidae.
AUGGGUGUCAUUGCCAUGAUUGAGGUCCUUCAGAUCGUGGAGUAUAAGAGAGAAAUAAGGAAGAAGUGCAUGAUGGCAGCGCCAAAGGGCACACUGACAUUUAGAAGAUGGAAUGAAGAAGAUAAGCCCAUAGAGGAGACAGAGAAGGAAGGACCACAGAAGGUCAAGGCUACCAGCGGCCUUCACCGAGAGCUGCGGAAUGAGCAGCAACUGCCGUGGGAGGAGCCAGAGAUGCUUCGGGAGGAACAGAAGUUGCUGCAAGGCCAGCUGAGCCGGCACCCGGUGCUGCUGCUGAAACCAAAGACAGAGGGGCGGCACUCAGGCCGCACUAGGUGGGGGAGCUCCAGAGGCACACCCUUUCUAACCCGGAGCCCAGCAGCUUUCAGCUCCAGGCCCAGAGCCUUGAGCGGGACGACCCAUUCUUUAAGGGCCCCAAGAUGUUCCUGAGUGACCUGGAAGGACUUGUAAGAGUGGUAGGAUGACGUCUUCUUUGCUCACCUUCCCCUCCAAGGUCCCCGUUUCUGGAUCCCCUGCCCCUCCCUUCUUGAUCUAGCUGGUAUUUGCCCCCCUACUGAGGCUUGUCACUGCCUGUCCCUCCCUACCCACCAAUAAAUAAAUAAAAUGGUU